UUUCUUUAUAACGUAUUGAUAUAAUCUUUAAAAAAAUUAUUGAUCAAAGUAGAUCAUUUUAAAUGUUCUUUCAUUCUAUGUACGUUUCAAUAAAAAUCGUUAUUAUUCAAAACAUGACGAUAAGAUGACUAAAGGCAGCAUUAAAAACAAAAGCGAUAUAUCAAGGUCGAGAUUUCUUCAUUACAUUAUAUAGAUCGAUUUUCAAAAUAUACUUUUCUGUAAUAUACAAUAACGAAUAAAAAUACGUUAAAUAAAACUGGAUAUAUCCUUAAUAUAAUAAUUCUCUUACUAAAUUUAUGGUAUAACCAUGUUAACUCUAUAUUCAAACUCUAUCCUUAUCGAAUCGCUUCGUCCGUUGAGGGCGACCUGCACGGUUCAGAUGGGUUUUUCCACCCCUACCUCUUCUAUGGAAGCUCCAAUCGUCUUCAGCCAAUAGCACGACGACGGUCACAAAUUAUUUCUCAAGCGCGCAACACGGCUAUGUCAGUUAAUACCAGAACAGUGUACGCGAGGGAUCGACACUAAUACACGCUACUCGUCGUUUCUACAAGUUCUUUUUUUCUCUUCUCUUAUUUGAAGAAACGUCAAUAGAUUCACACUUUCGGCAUAACCAAUCGAUCUCAAAAAAGAGAAGGAAAAGGUACACGUGUGCAUCGUUGGAUUAACGUUUAACGUUUUUAUUACUUUCUUUGAAAGUGUACGAAGACGCAAGUGACGUUGCGACGACGACGCAACGACGACGUGCGUAUACGAACGAGCGAUGUCUUACGAAUAAGCACGAACACGACCGAGCGGCGUUCUACGAGUAGGCACGAAUACGACCGAGCUUGGCCGAACGAGAUAGAGCGAAGAAUGCUACGAAGGCGAGUGAACGAAACAGAUACUGAAGAUCCUUAAAACAGUGGUGGCAGCUGUUUGAGGCAGUACGGAGAUCGAAGGGCAUCGUCCGAGUUAUACGGAUCGGUGCGUCCUAAGCGAACGACUACGACGACAUUAAUUAUAUACGUAUAACCCGACGCACGAUAAUCGUUCGUGCGAAAAACGAAUAAUCAUCAGUUCUUUCGAAAUUUCAUCACAGAGUUCUUUUUCUUUUUUCUGAUCUUAUACUUUUUUUUCGUGUGUGAGACUGCGACUGUAAUAUUAACCAUAACGAAGUACACAUAAAUACAUAGAAAAACUUGCAUAUAUAUGUAUAUAUAUAUAACCACGUUGUAAACGCGUCGCGUGGUGUUAUUAGAACGAAGAAAAACGGGAGGAGGAAGGUUCAAGGUAUUAGCACGAAUAAAAGAGAGAACAAAAACGCAAGAUAAAAAUGUGGUACUCUUCGUCGGGGAGGAAUGCUGAACAGACAGAACAUCGGGAUAAUGUUGCAGACAAUAUCACUGAGGAAAAGUGGCAGAAAGAACGAGAGGACUCCGGUCGCAUUGAUUCUGGAUUUCUUUCCGGUGGAAAUCUACAGAUUAGUUCCGAACUCGAUUGCUCGGAUUUGGACGUUAUACCGGAUAUUGGUGCUGUUGCGCCGGAACCAAUGAGAGCGGAUAGUGGAGUAGAUCUCGGUCUCAGCGAGAGCUUGAGCCAGUUAACGUUAAAGCAAGUAACUUUGAAUCCUUUGGCGAGUGGGAAGGUACAAACUGAGCCCACCAUUGAACUUGUACCUCUCGCUGAUCAUAAAAUCGGUAUUCUUGAACAACAACAAUUGCCUCAAGGAGUCAAAGUUCCGAUCAUUGAGAAAAAUGUCGGAACGUCUGAAAAUCACGAAAAGAGAAUCAAUAACGAUGAACCUUGGCAGCUUUACUACACUCAGGACGAUGAAGGAGACACACAGCUACAUAUCGCAAUCGUUCAAGGGUUUUUGGAGGCCGCGUUCAGUCUCAUUAGGAUGGCACCUCAUCCGUGCUUGCUCGAUAUCUUGAAUGACGACGGUCAAUCACCAUUACACUUGGCCGUGUUAACGCGUCAACCGAGAAUCGUUAGACGUUUAAUAUUGGCAGGUGCAAAUCCAUCCCUGAGAAAUUUCCGUGGUAACACGGCACUUCAUUUAACAUGCGAGACCGGCGAUUUGAGUUGCGCCAAGGCUUUAACCGAUCCCUUGUCUCCGGUCGAAAGAAAUUAUCUUCUACUUGGAAAGAAGAUACCACCAGCACUGCCGCAAAAUUUAGAACAACGAAACUACGAAGGAGAAAUGUGUUUGCAUAUAGCCGCUUCCGGUGGUCAGGUUGAACUGGUACGUUUGUUGGUCAGACUUGGCGCUGAUCUUGAGGCACGCGAAGCACUUUCAGGCAAGACUGCCCUUCAUUUAGCCGUCGAACGUGGCUGCCGAUCUGUGGUAUCCUUUCUACUGCAUGAAUGCAGACCUUGCUUGGAUACGCCAACGUACGCGGGUAUUACCGUUUAUCAGUAUGCUCUUUGCUUCGAUGGACAACUUGCUAGGGAACUCGUUAGACUGGGUGCCACUCCAGAGCCUCUUCCCGAGACCGAUUCCGACGAAAGCGAUGACGAGGAUGGACCAGCUAACGAUUAUCUACCCUCGAUAACAAGGCUCAAACAACAAAACGUUGUUGGCGUAAGGGUAUAAAAGAAAACGAGGAGGAGCGAAGGAAUGAAAUGAUAAAGUGGAAUUAUUAUUAUUAUUUUUUUUUUGUUCUUUUUUCAAGAAGAUAGUAGAUCUGCAUGUUGCAAUUAUCGAAACAUAUAUAUGUUUAUAUCCUCAAUCUUAGGAUACAUAUUAUACAGAAAAAAAAAACUAUAUAUACGUAUAGUUUUUUUUUCCUUUUUUCUUUCUUUUCUUUUUUUUUUUUUUUUCUUUUUUGUUAAGUUAUUUUUAAUAUAUAUUAUCAACUUUUCAUAAAGGCUAACCUAACAUACAAAAAAGGAAACUUAUCUUUUUAAAACAAAUGAAACGAAAUUCCUCUGCUAACAGUGAAGUUUCAUUAAUUACGAUUUUGUCAUUUCUUCUUUUUUUUUUUUUUCUUUUUUUUUUUUUUUUUUUUUUUUUUUUUUUCAUUAAAAGAAUCAGCUCUUUUGUCCCAUUUAAUGAGAAUACAAUUUAGGUCGAUAGCUUUUUCCGGCAAAACACUUAAUGUUAGCUAUGUAUAUAACACUAAUGUGAGCUAUCCCAUGUAUAUAGUCUCUAUUUCCCAUAGAUUUGCUCACAUUUGAAUUUUCUUUCCCUCGUUCGUUUGCUUCAUACGUUGUCGAAUUUUUUCAUAGUUAUAUCUCGUAAAUUCUCUUUUCAAUUAUAUAUUUUUAUGUUUGUCAUAUAGACGUCGAAGACGCUUAAUCUUUUUGAAAUAUUCAAUGAGGUUGUUUUUAAUGAGAAGUAAGAGAUGACGUUGAAACGAUCAUUAUUUCCUUGCAACUAAAUCUACUACCUAACUAAUCUACCUCCUUCUUUUCAUGUACCUUAUCAUUUUUAUUUAUUUAUUUUUUUCUUUUUUCUGAUUAAGUUCGAACCCUUUCUUGUCUAAAUAUUUCUCCAAUCUCAUCAUGGUUCCUUUAAUUCUCCCUUUGUCAUCGAUCAAUAUUACUAUGUCGUUUGCAUAGGUCAGAGUUCAUAUCUUUUUUUUUUUUCUUUAUCUUUAUUUCAACCUACCUGACUCACUUUGUUUUCUCUUCGAAAUCCCUACCUUCAAUCCCUUAGCUAUCCAGAAGCUUUCUCCUCUUCCCCCCCCCUCUCUUUCUAUUUAUCUCGUCGUUUUCAACCUUCUUUUCGUUUCAUUGUAAACUUCCUUUAGUCUUACUCUCAGACUCUUCUUUUUUUCCAUCGUAUUCUUAUUUACUACAUACUCCUAUGUAGAAGAAAUAAUGGUCUUGAAUUUGUUUAUAUAAACGAUCAAUGACAGAUCGUCCGUGCUAUGCAUUACUUUGCAUUACAUUAAUGAUCUCUCCAUUCUUCGUUGAACGUUCAACCUUUUUUUUAAAUGUACUAUCUUGACUUUGAGUUUGGUUUGAAUAAUUCAAUUAGCUUACGAUUUUUUUUCUUUUCUUUUUUUCUUUUUCUUUCUUUUUUUUUUUCAUUUUUACUUUCACGACAAUACAUUUGUAUAUGUAUAUGUAUAUUACAUAAUGUAAGAUAUGCUACGAAAAUUUUCGGCAAUUGAGGAAUUAAUAAGUGUAGAUAUAUAAGUGUGAAGAGAGAAAGAGAGAGAGAGUGUAUGAGUGAAUGAAUAUGUGUAUAGAUAUGUAAUGUAUACAUUGACCCUAUAUAGCGUUACAAACUAUUUUUGCCGGAAUUAUUACAGUUAUUGAUUCUUUACAGUUUAUUCUUUACAUUCUAUGGUACAAAAGGACUAAAUCAUUUAAUGAAUAUUUAUUAUGAAAUAUAUCAAAAAUUAAAAAAAAAAAAAAAGAAAAGAGAAAAAGAAUCGAUUCACUAUUCUAUGUCUCCCUUUAUUUUUAUCACCAAAGGUUCGUUCUUCUAACUAAUGAAAUAAGAAAUAUCAAUUCGACGUUGCUGCUGCUGCUCCUCGCAAUCUCUUCUAUUUUUGCGUGAAUUUCUUUGUAUAUCCCACACAAAAAGAUAACAUAAAUUCGAUUCGAUAUGUAUGUACGUUCAAUUGGAAUAAUGUUAAUCAAGUAUCUAUUAUCAUUAGGUAAAUUAGUGUACAUAGUUAUUUAUGUGUUUAGUAGCUCAUAUAGAACAUUAUAUUUAAGUAUGAUAUUUGUGAACGAUGUAUUUUCGUCGAUUCGUUUACUCUUAACGUGGCCUUAGCGAUGCCUGAAGAAAGUUAUCUUCGUAGAUUAUUAUAUCAGUUAUAUUCAUCGUUCCCAUUGUACAUAUAAUUCUAUUUUUCUUUUUAGAAUCGUUAAAUAGAUUAUUUACUAGAAAUUUUAUCAAAAAAAAAAAGAAUGAAAAAUGAAGAAGAAAAAAAGAAAAAAAGAAAAAAAGAAAAAAGAGAGAAAGAGAGAAAAUGGUAAUUUUACCGUAUAUAACAUACAGACUAUUAUUAAAUAACGUCCAUAAUUAUUUUUUAGUAAUAAAAGCCCUUCGGGGUUCUAUAUAAUCA
Messenger RNA from Vespa crabro (European hornet), 5006 nucleotides. RefSeq names its product NF-kappa-B inhibitor cactus (gene cact). Lineage: Eukaryota; Metazoa; Arthropoda; Insecta; Hymenoptera; Vespidae. Gene Ontology annotation, molecular function: protein binding. The transcript is spliced from 3 exons. Bases 1313 to 2575 code for a protein of 420 amino acids. The record is from RefSeq and is a predicted model, not a curated record.